Mauremys reevesii (Reeves's turtle) is the source of this 1368-nucleotide messenger RNA. Its product is annotated as riboflavin transporter 2-like. The transcript has 3 exons. Bases 1 to 1323 code for a protein of 440 amino acids. Gene Ontology annotation, molecular function: riboflavin transmembrane transporter activity. Gene Ontology annotation, cellular component: plasma membrane. Gene Ontology annotation, biological process: riboflavin transport. Lineage: Eukaryota; Metazoa; Chordata; Testudines; Geoemydidae. The record is from RefSeq and is a predicted model, not a curated record.
AUGGCGCUGGUGGUUCACAUCCUCGCCUGCCUCCUGGGCACCGGCUCGUGGGUGGCCAUCAACGGCGUGUGGGUGGAGCUGCCCCUCAUUGUGCCCCAGGUCCCGGAGGGCUGGUACCUGCCGUCCUACCUCACGGUGCUGAUCCAGUUCGCCAACGUGGGGCCGCUCUUCGUCACCCUCAUGCACCACUUCCAGCCGGGGCGGCUCAGCGAGGCCGGCACCAUCUACACCAUCGUCAGCCUCGGGGCGCUGGCCUGCGUCCUGCUGGCCUUCUUCUGGCAGGCGACCAGCGUGGUGGGGGGCACGGCCCGCAGCACCGCCCUCCUCGUCCUCCUCUUCUUCCUCUCGCUGGUGGACUGCACCUCCUCCGUCACCUUCCUGCCCUUCAUGCUGCGCUUCCGGGCCCGCUACCUCACCACCUACUUUGUGGGCGAGGGGCUGAGCGGCCUGGUGCCCGGCCUGGUGGCCCUGGCCCAGGGCGUGGGGGUGGCCCGCUGCGUGAAUGGCAGCCUGGCAGGGAACGCCUCGGGCACGGGGCUGCGGGCAGAGUACCAGCCGGCCAGGUUCUCCGUUCGCCUCUUCUUCCUCUUCCUCGGCGCCAUGAUGGGCCUCUGCCUCGCCGCCUUCGUCCUGCUCAACCACCUCCCGGCCGCCCGGCAGGAGCGGGCCAAGGAGCGGUUCCGGGCCCAGGCCCGGGUGGAGGCCGGCGCAGGCCUGCAGGCCGUGGUGGAGGAGCGGCCCAUGAUCGGCCCCACCGAGAGCCGCCGGCUCAGCAGCUACUUCGGCACCGGCACGUACUCCUGGCCCCAGGUGGCCUACAUCUUCCUGGUGCUGGCCUGGGUCAACGCGCUGACCAACGCCGUGCUGCCCGCAGUGCAGUCCUACUCCUGCCUGCCCUACGGCAGCUCGGCCUACCACCUCUCGGCCACGCUGGCCGCCAUGGCCAACCCGCUGGCCUGCUUCAUCGGCAUGUUCCUGCCCAACAGGCGUUUGCUGCUGCUCGGGCUCCUGGCCGCGGCCGGCUCCGGGUUCGGCUGCUACAUCAUGGCCAUGGCGGCGCUCAGCCCGUGCCCGCCCCUGCUGCACAGCCACGCCGGAGCGACGCUCAUCGUGCUGUGCUGGGUUCUCUUCGUGGGCUCGCUGUCCUACGUGAAGCUGAUGAUCGGCAUGAUCCUGCGGGACGAGGGGCACAGCGCCCUGGUGUGGUGCGGGGCCAUGGUGCAGCUGGGCUCCAUGCUCGGGGCCCUCACCAUGUUCCCGCUGGUCAGCGUCUACAGCCUCUUCCGCUCCGGAGACCCCUGCACCACCCGCUGCCCCAGCUGAGACCCGCCGCGGCCUCCAGCCGGGGGGACGCCGGGGCUGCCAGCU